Molecule: messenger RNA, 1822 nt
Organism: Pangasianodon hypophthalmus (striped catfish)
Lineage: Eukaryota; Metazoa; Chordata; Actinopteri; Siluriformes; Pangasiidae
Gene: eaf2
Product: ELL associated factor 2
Exons: 6
Coding region: 161-946 (261 amino acids)
Biological process (GO): positive regulation of DNA-templated transcription; regulation of transcription elongation by RNA polymerase II
Cellular component (GO): super elongation complex
Molecular function (GO): transcription elongation factor activity
Source: RefSeq, a predicted model, not a curated record
CGCUGGGGUCCUUUGGAAAUCCCUUAUGAGUUGCUGUAUUUCUUCAGCCAAAUUCAGGUGGCUAACGUGAGUUAGUUCUGCCGUAGAUGCUAUCGAAAAAGACGUGGAAAUUUAGAACUUGGUCAUUUAGUUAACAUAUGAUAGAGAAAUUGUCAUUAGAAUGAAUGGGACAGCAUACUCAAACUUUGACAAUCAAGAACAUGUCCUGAAAUUAGGCGAAACUUUCGAGAAACAACCAAAAAGUGCUUUCCAUACGGUACGAUAUGACUUUAAACCAGCAUCCAUAGACACUACAUGUGAGGGGGAUCUGGAAGUUGGAAAGGGAGAACAAGUCACUAUAACAUUGCCUAACUUGGAGGGAUCCACUGCUCCAGUUACAGUGUUUAAAGGGUCCAAAAGGCCUUAUAUGAAGGAGUGCAUUCUUAUUGUAAACCAUGACACAGGAGAAUAUCGUCUGGAGAAGCUUAGUAGCAAUAUUUCGGUCAAAAAGACCAGAGCGGAGGGCAGCAGUAAGAUCCAGUCACGUCUGGAGCAGCAGACCACUAGGCUCAGCCAGCAAAUGAAGAGUGGCAAUGGAGGGAAAGCCCCAAACAAUUCCAAGAGCUCCCCUGCUAAAGAGAAGUUGUCUCCUGCUUCCCCCAUGGAUGACAUUGAGAGAGAAUUGAUGGCUGAGGCACGAGUGAUGGAUCAGAUGAGCAGUGGUGACAGCUCCUCAGACUCUCAAAGCUCCUCCUCAUCUAGCAGUGAGGACAGCUCAAGCAGCAGCGAUUCUGAAGAUGAAACUCAGCCUUCAUCAGGCAGAUCUCACUCAGCGCCUGCGUCCACCCACAGCAUGCCCAUCCUCACCUCUCAGGAGCGCUUGGAGGAGGGCAGUGGACACCUCAUGAACACACUCAAAAAUGAUCUUCAGCUGAGUGAAUCUGGCAGUGAGAGUGAUGAUGACUGAGAGCAGAAGGACUUAAGGCACACUCCUUGUCGUGGAAUUGAGAGAUGGGGUUAUCAUGACCUGCCCGGUUACUAACACUGUGAUAUGGGGAUUUUUAAUUACCUAUCAACCUUUAAUUAUUAAACAUUUUCUUUCUUCAGAACAGCAGUGUUUUGUCAACACCGGACAUGCUGUGUGGUUGACAGGUUAAAAACUGUGAAAAUUUUCAGAUGAAUUUAAUUAUUUAUUUUUGUUAAAUGCAACUGUGUAGAACCUAUUGUAAUAGGUUUUUUUUUUUUUCUUUUUUUUAAAAACACAGUUAUGUUGACUCACAAAUCAUGUAUGGGUGCCAAAGGUGUGAGAGAAUAUCACUUUAGUUUUGGAGAAAUGUCUUAUUUGUUGUCUGAGGCUGUUUGUUUUAUCUCCAGAUGCCAGAGCAGCAUAUAAUUUAUGGUCUUAAGAUUAUUUGGAAUUGAUGUUAUUCAUUGUACAUCACAACCUUUUAUAAUUGCAAUCUCAUAUUCAGCAGUUUUUGCUUAUAGCCUGCAAUACUUGAAUGUGUCUGUCAUAAUCACAAUUAUUCUAAGAAGGUUGCUUUAAGCAAUUUUAGUGCUGUAACCUGUAGAUAGGAGGUGCUUUUGAUCAGAAAAGUAAGUCUGCUUAUUAUAUAAUUAUAGAGUAAAAUGAAUGUUUUCUGCUUUCCACUACAUUCAUCUGUACCUUGUUUUCUUAUCUGUGAUGAAGCAACAUUCAGAGAGGUCAAAGAUGCCAGUUCUGCUCCUCUGCACAAACUGAAUAGGAAGAUAGUGUCAUUUAUUAGAGCCUGGUGUUGGAAAUGAUAAAUGUGCUUCUACAAAUAAUGCUUGAACAUUAAAGGUGUGUAGAAUAAUAAAAUAA